Molecule: messenger RNA, 2790 nt
Organism: Sporisorium graminicola
Lineage: Eukaryota; Fungi; Basidiomycota; Ustilaginomycetes; Ustilaginales; Ustilaginaceae
Exons: 2
Coding region: 1-2790 (929 amino acids)
Biological process (GO): regulation of GTPase activity; signal transduction
Cellular component (GO): cytoplasm
Source: RefSeq, a predicted model, not a curated record
AUGGCCCCGUCCGCGCCGCAUUUCCUCCGCAAGCGAACCACAAGCACCACGAGCCUUUCGAGCAGCAGACUGCGCAGCUCGGUCGCAUCUUUGGCCAGUAGAGCAUCGCGGGAUCGGCUCAUCUCUGGACCUUCAUCUCCCACCAUCAGCGGCGCUGCUCCGUCCUUCCCCGUGCACAACAACAAAUCAACCGCGACUCCCACCAGCGUUUCGGCCGUCGAUCUGUUCGGUGGUGCUCCGCUUCAGACCACAACAAGUCUCACCGGAGCAUCUUCCGACCUAGAUCCUGAUUUUGGAUCAUCCUACGAAGGGCCUCCCGCCGUUCACUUCCCAUCGGGCCCAUCCGUCGACUCCACCACCGCUCCCUCCGUCGCUUCUUCUAGCGCCCAGACCGCUGCGGUUCCACCUACUACUAUUCCUUCUACACAGGCCGAACCAUUCCGAAGAACCGCUCUGAUGAACUCCAGCUAUCACUCUUCCAACCCGCAGGAGGGAGCUUGGCUCGGCGGCACGGCAGAUCAUGGCAACCUCCAGCCGCACGGCCUCAGCCCGCAUGUGCUCGGCGCCCACCAUUUUGGUUCUUCGCCGGGCAAUCAAUCCGACAUGUCAAAUGAAGCGCAGUUUCACAACCACGACGCCCUCUCGGACGUGUCUGCAUCAGGCUACGAAAACCCUUCCGCCAAUCAUCUCUACUCGGACGCAAUCAACAUGUCCGAUUUCAAUCACACCGGCAACCGUGCUACCAACGAGCCUCUACAGUACGAGGCUUCUUCGGCCCUUGCGACACCAACGCUCGCCGAAUAUGCAGCUUACGAAGACUCAAGAGGCUACAUCGGCGCCAAUAUGGCGUCCUCUACUGAUGUCGUAUCCAGCGCUCGCUAUAGCACGCAGAGUGCUUCCACUGUGCCCGGCCUCCCUCCGUCCAGCAGUUUUGCCGAGACGAGCAUCCCCUCGAGCAACACGGCGGGAACAUUCAGUCAUGGGCCUGUGGCCAGCUCGUCGUCCAACAAUAUGACCUCGUCCACAUCCAACAAUGGCCCAACCAUGGAAGACGUUGUGCCCACCAGCUUUGACGAAGGCGUCCUCCGCUCCCUCUGCGACAUUGACUGCGGCAUGCCUCUCCUCUUUGACCGCAUCAAGCAGAGCAUGGUUUCGGCGCGAGAGGCCUCCGUCUUCCUGAAGAAGCGCGCCAUCAUCGAGGAGGAGUAUGCUCGAAGCAUGGCCAAGCUCGCACGGUCCACUUUCGAGACCUACUCACUCAGCGACGCCAAGGCAGGCACGUUCGUCAAAUCGUGGCAUUCCAUCGUCAAGACACACGAAACACUCUCCGACAACCGGUUGCGCUUUGCCUCCAAGUUGAGCGAGAUGGGCGACGAGCUUAGCAACCUCGCCAAGGAGGUGGAUAAGAGUCGAAAGCAGGCAAGGGAGACCGGGUUGCGGCUGGAGAAGAACUUGCAGGAUGCUGAGGCAGGUGUCGAGAAGGCGCGCGGUCGCUUCGAUACCGCGGCUGAAGAUCUGGAGCGCUUGCUGCUGCUCAAGUCGGGCGAGUCGGCAAAGUCGGGCGAGAUGCAGUCGGGCGGUGGCGGUGGCGUCAGCAGCGGGAAACGGACGUUAGGCAAGGCCAUCGGGAAGAGCGGAUUGCUGUUCAAGAACAAGAAUCCGCAACAGAUUCUCAAACAGGAAGAAGAGAUCCGUGCCCGCACCAGCAGCGCCAGCGACGCCUUCCGUAGAGAAGUGCUCAGCACACAAGGCGUGAGACAAGAGUACUUCAACUUGCAGCUGCCCCGCAUCCUCCGAACGCUCAAGGAGAACGCGGAAGAGAUCGACAACGGGACUCAAUACCACCUGGCACGAUAUGCUUUCCUCUUCGAAAGCACAGUGCUCAACGACGGUAUGGCCAUCUCGCCUGUCGGACCCGACGUUGCUCCUAGCAGCGGCCUCAAGGGAGCCGUUGAGACCAUCGACAAUCGCGCUGACUUCAAGCAGUAUAUGAGCAACUAUCAGGUAGCCCAUGGACGCGAUUACAAGGGACCGCGACGAGAAGGUCCCUACGAAGAAGGCUUCCUCAACACGCCGGGUACCUCGAAGGCCAAUGCUGCUGCUGCUACCACGCGCGGAACAGUCGUCUCGGAGCGUCCCAUCUUUGGCAUCGAUCUAGCAGAGCAGAUGAUGAGGGACAAUGUGGAGGUGCCGCCAAUCCUCGAGAAGUGUUCCCAGGCCAUCGAAGAGAUUGGUAUCGAGAACAUGGGCAUCUAUCGGCUCUCGGGGACCACGUCCAAGGUGCAGAAGCUCAAAGCCAAGUUCGAUGCCGACUGGGCCAGUGUGGAUCUGACAAACGACGAGGCGAUCCAGGAUAUCAACAUCGUGGCGGGGUGUUUGAAGUUGUGGUUCCGCGAGCUGCCGGAGCCCUUGUUGACGCACGAGCUGUAUUCGCGCUUCAUUGAGGCGGCGAGGAUCGACAAUGAUCGGUUGCGGCAUAUCCGACUGCAUGAGUGCGUCAACGAGUUGCCGGAUGCGAACUAUGCGACGCUAAAGUAUCUGAUGGGGCACUUGGAUAAGGUCAAGUCGCUGGAGCAUCUCAAUCAGAUGUCGGCGAGCAACUUGGCCAUUGUGUUUGGGCCCACACUGCUUUCGCCGCCUCCGAGUGGGUAUGAGGAUGGGAACGGGGUGGUCAAUGGAGGAGGGGCGGGGGCUGGGAUACAGAUCCACGACAUGAGCUUCCAGUGUCGUGCCGUCGAGACGAUCCUGGAUAAGUAUAGGGAGAUCUUUGUUGACGAGGGGGAAGAGUAG